This is a messenger RNA of Perognathus longimembris pacificus (Pacific pocket mouse), 878 nucleotides long. It is a transcript of the gene Zbed3, whose product is annotated as zinc finger BED-type containing 3. NCBI's taxonomy places the organism in Eukaryota, Metazoa, Chordata, Mammalia, Rodentia, Heteromyidae. Gene Ontology annotation, molecular function: transcription cis-regulatory region binding. Gene Ontology annotation, biological process: regulation of transcription by RNA polymerase II. The record is from RefSeq and is a predicted model, not a curated record. The transcript has 2 exons. The coding region runs from base 132 to 827 and encodes 231 amino acids.
CCGGCCGCUUCCCGACGACAAGUAUUCGGCUUGGACCCGGCCAUGAUGCGAGUCCCGGCAUCCCUUCGGGAGCCAGUAACACGAGUCAGGACGCCAGCCAGCACCAGCACACCGCAGAUCCCGAGGAAGGAAUGAGGAGUGAGGAGCAGGCGGUGAUCAUGGAGGAGAGCGAGGGGCCGGACGACGAGGCAGCGCAGGGCGGCCCGUGCCCCGGGCUGGCGCCGGCUCCUCCGGGCCACCUCGGGGCUCCGUACUCCGAGGCCUGGGGCUACUUCCACCUGGCCCCCGCGCGCCCCGGGCAGCCCUCGGGCCGCUGGGCCACCUGCCGGCUGUGCGGGGAGCAGGUGGGCCACGGCCCGGGCCUGCAGGCGGGGACGCCUGCGCUGUGGAGGCACCUGAGGAGCGCGCACCGGCGGGAGCUGGAGAAGAGCGGCGCCCGGAGCUCGCCGCCCGGGGCCGCCGAGGGCGACUGGGCGCGCCUGCUGGAGCAGAUGGGCGCCCUGGCCGUGCGCGGCAGCCGGCGCGAGCGCGAGCUGGAGCGGCGCGAGGCGGCCGUGGAGCGGGCCGAGCGGGCCCUGGAGCAGCGGCGGCGCGCGCUGCAGGACGACGAACGCGCCCUGGAGCAGCGGCGGCGCGCGCUGCAGGACGACGAACGCGCCCUGGAGCGCCGGGGGCGCGCGCUGCUGGCGGAGCGGGAGCUGCUGCAGGCGCGGCUGCUGGAGCAGAGUCGCCACGAGGGCGCCCCGGCGUGUGCCAGCGGGCCGCCCCUGCCGCUCAAAGACGAACCGGAAGGAGACGGGGCCAUCCUCACCAAGGUCCUGCUGUGAGGGCGUGGCCGCGGCCACCGACCCCGCCCUCGCUCCCGCACCGAGCCGCCC